Molecule: messenger RNA, 1005 nt
Organism: Drosophila innubila
Lineage: Eukaryota; Metazoa; Arthropoda; Insecta; Diptera; Drosophilidae
Product: glutathione S-transferase theta-3-like
Exons: 4
Coding region: 145-834 (229 amino acids)
Biological process (GO): glutathione metabolic process
Cellular component (GO): cytoplasm
Molecular function (GO): glutathione transferase activity
Source: RefSeq, a predicted model, not a curated record
UUAUAAGUGCGAGUGAGAUAACUAUAUAAGCGCAAAGUUCCAGUGUUCGCAUAGACAACAGUGCUGCAAAACAGCUCAGUGUGAACUUUGCACCUCAGCUGAUUCCAACGGAGCUCUACAAAUUGUGGUAUUCAAUUUAUCAACAUGGCUCAAUCAAUUAAAUAUUACUAUGAUCUAUUAUCGCCGCCAUCGCGUGCACUUUGGGUUGCAUUGAAAUUGGCCAAAACACCAUUCGAAGAUUGCCCCGUAGCGCUGCGCAAACGCGAACAACUGACCGAUGAAUACAAGAACAUCAAUCGUUUCCAGAAAGUGCCCGCCUUGGUUAAUGGCAACUUCCACUUGUCCGAGAGCGGGGCAAUGGUUCGUUAUCUGGCAGCUAAAAAUCAACUGACUGAGCAACUGUAUCCCAAGUCCUUAGAGGAUCGCGCACGCGUGGAUGAGUUCCUGGAGUGGCAGCACUUUAACCUGCGCAUGGUUACACUCACGUACUUCCGGGACGUUUGGCUGUUUCCAGUAAAUGGAAUUAAACCCAAGCCAAAACAGGAACAUGUCGAAAAGCUAAUCAAAAAUGUCGAAGGAAGUUUGGGUCUUCUAGAGCGCUUGUGGUUGGACAAAGACAACUUUUUGAUCGGACAGAAUCUUACAGUGGCGGAUUUGCUUGGCUCCGCUGAUAUUGAACAGCUAAAGCUUUGCCAGUACACUGUGGAUGACAAGAAGUUUCCCAAGGUGGCCAAGUGGUUGGAUCGUGUGCGUGAAGCUGCCCAUCCUUAUUAUGAUGAGGCACAUGCUUUCGUUAACAAAAAGUCCCAACAGCCUGCUCAAGCCAAGCUCUAAGUUCCUGUCCUGUCCUGGACACUGCCUUAGUCAAAACUGCAUUUUUGUUUGAAUCUUUAAACAGUUUAGCUUAAUUUUGUUGUGUUCUAUUUUACAAUCUAUUUAGUUUUGUGCUUUAAAUGGUUUUUGUUCAUUACUUGGAUUAUUAUUAAAAUUUGUACUAAAAUUAGA